CUCCUGCCUUAGGGCUCGGCUUUAAGAUCCGGGCGAUGUCGUUUCGCGAAGAUCUUCGCAAAGUGAGGAAGAAGGCAUCGUUUUGCGUCACUCACUGGACACAGCAGAACGGCUCCAGCAACACCUCCUCGCACAGGAAGUCACAUCAAGAAGGAGGAAGCAUGAAGAAGACGAGGAGGCCAGUGCAGAGAAGGAUGACCUGUCCGAGUCCACAGGAGAUCAGCCGGGUGCUGCAAAGUCCCACCAUACCUACAAGUGCCCGUGCUGCCAGUCUGGAUGAGCUCAUCCAGCGCUGCUUGAACUGCUUCGACUCUGAUGGGAAGUUAAUCCGUGGCAUGCAACUGGUCAAUAUGACUCUGAUGAUGCACAACUGGGUUGUGCCAUCACACAAGUUCGCCCAUAAACUGCUCUCUCUCUACAAGGACUGUCCGGUGGAGAAAAGAGCCCAGAGACGACCUCAGAUUUGCCAGUUCAUCAGGCACUGGAUAGCUCACUAUCCUUUGAUGUUUGAGACCGACCCACUGUUGAAGAAGGUCAUGGGGGAUAUGUGUGCUCUGGUCAGGGCUGAAAAGGACUCCCACUGCCAACUAAUUGACACACCAUACCCUAAUCCUCCUGAGGACAUCUGCCUGGCUCCUUCACCCUCAGUAAAGAAGAGGAAGGUGUCUCUGCUGUUUGACCAUAUGGAAGCUGAUGAGAUGGCCGAGCACCUCAGUUACCUGGAAUUCAAAAACUUCUGCAGCGUUUCAUUCCUGGAUUACCGUAGCUACAUGAUGCACGGCUCAGUGAGAAAUAACCCGGCGCUGGAACGCUCUGUCAUGCUGUGUAACGGUGUCUCACAGUGGGUCCAGCUCAUGAUCCUCAACAGACACACUCCACAGCAGAGGGCUGAAGUCUUCACAAAAUUCAUUCAUGUAGCACAGAAACUGCGGUCCCUGCAGAAUUUCAACACUCUGAUGGCAGUCAUAGGCGGUCUGUGUCACAGCUCCAUCUCCCGUCUUAAAGACACAGCCAGUCUACUUUCCUCUGACAUCACAAAGGCGCUGAGUGAGCUCACAGAGUUGCUCUCCUCCUACAGUAACUACACUAACUACAGACGAGUGUACAACGAGUGCAGCAGCUUUAAAGUGCCUAUCCUAGGAGUGCACCUUAAAGACCUUAUCUCCCUGAAUGAGGCACUGCCUGACUACCUGGAGGGUGACAAGAUCAACCUGGGAAAGCUCCAGCACCUGUACAGCAACAUCAGCGAUCUUCUAGCCCUCCACAAGUGCAAGCCACCAUUCGAGGCCAACAAAGACCUACUGCACUUGCUCACGCUUUCCUUGGAUCUGUACUACACAGAGGAUGAGAUCUACGAGCUCUCCUAUGCCAAGGAACCCAAGAAUCCCAAAAUACAGCCUGUAACCCCUGUGAAGCCCCCUGUGGUAGUCGAAUGGGGGUCAGGUGUGACUCCACGCCUUGACCCCCACACAAUCUCCAAACACGUCAAACAAAUGGUGGAUUCGAUCAUGAAAAAUUAUGAUCUGAACAUGGAUGGCUACAUCUCUCUGGAGGACUUUGAGAAGAUAGCUGCUAAUUUUCCUUUCUCCUUCUGCACCCAUGACAGUGACAGGGAAGGAGAGAUUAGCAGAGAAGCAAUCACGUCCUAUUUCAUGCGAGGGAUGUCAGUAUGUGCUAAGCUGGGCUUCAACCUUCACAACCUUCACAACUUCCACGAGAUGACAUUCAAGAGGCCUACCUUCUGUGACACCUGCCGAGGAUUUUUAUGGGGGGUCAUAAAGCAAGGCUACCAUUGCAAAGAUUGUGGAGUUAACUGUCAUAAGCACUGUAAAGACCUGGUGUCGAUGGAGUGCAUGAAGUUCCAGGUUUCUGGAGGUUCAUGCCCCUGUACUCCAGGUCCAGGAUCUGGGCUAAGGGCAAAAGGAAACAGUUGGAGUUCAGAGGAAGAAGCAUUCGUGUUUCCUCAUGGAAAUGGAUCUGACAGCUCCAAGAGUCAUAACACACAACUGAGCAUUGUGGAGAAUGCGUCGUUGUCGGACCGCUCCACUCAGACAGACCCUGGAGUGUGGACACCAGUAGCAAACCGCAGAGAAUUGCACCAUUUUAAAACUUCCUCACCCACUGAAAAGAGUGCCACACUGCCAAUCAGAAUGAGAGGUUCAUCUGCACCCAGCUCUUUCCUUCAGGAGAAAAUGGAGGAGCUCCAGUUAAACAAAGACAAACGAAAGGAGCCAGACUGAACCACAGGGAAAUGUCCAAGGCAAAAAAAAAAAAGGAAAAAAAGACUGUCUACAUUUAGUAUUUGGAAUAGACUGUUUAAACACACUGAACACAUAUUUCAUUACAUGUAACAAAGAAAUGAACUGUGUAUACACCUUCUGCAGAUGCAUUAACCUCAAGAAAACUUGAACUGGAGCAUCGUGAGUUCAGCUACACUUUCAGAGCCAUGUUGGACAAGCACAGAUUUGAGAGAUAAUCACCAGCAUCCACUGCCAAUAGAAUAUAAAUGAAUAUAAAUGAAUCAUUUUUCAGAAAAAUCCAAAGGUGGAUUACCAGAGCACUGUUUUCACUACUACUGCCGGCAUCAAUGACAAAUUAAGGAUCUUUCCUAUGCACAUCUACACCACAGGAGAAAAAAAGGUGCUUACUGCCAUAGCUGUGUUCAUGUGCACCAAAAAAGUUUGACAUGUAACCUUUUGUGUUCACACUGACGCAUGUGUUUUGUACUGUGAAUUACAUCGAGAUGUGUGCAGGGUGUCUUGUGAGUCUCGUAUCAUAGGAAUGUAAAUCGCUCUGACUUGCCGAAAGGCCACAUCGACUGGUGCUGUACUCCUAGAACGCAUCACUGUGCCUUAUGCAAUGACCACUUUCACUCAGAGUAAGGAAGAAUGAUACCGAAGACCCCGAUUGAGCCGAUCGGAGGAUUCUGGAAUUGAACACUGUGGACUUAAUGUGUUUUUGAUGUUUGUUCGUUUCUUUAACAACAUUCCAUCGAAUGUUCCGACUUGAAUGUCAGUCUUACUAAAUCUCAAACUGUAGAUGUUUAUUUAUUGAGAUUUUAUUCAUAUGAAUCUACAGUAUUUUUCACCUUACAGCACUGCCAGGUUGCUGCCAUGUCUGGUUAAAAAAAAAAAAAAAAAAAAGGAAAGAAAAAGAAAAGAGACAUUUGUUUUAUUGUGUGCGGUCACAUUAAAAAUCCUGAACACAUGAUUUUGCUUCAUUCGGCUUUAUUUGAACAUCGAACCGGAUCAAGCAAUGGUCGUGUGUACAGGGUCGAUACUG
Molecule: messenger RNA, 3282 nt
Organism: Silurus meridionalis
Lineage: Eukaryota; Metazoa; Chordata; Actinopteri; Siluriformes; Siluridae
Gene: rasgrp4
Product: RAS guanyl releasing protein 4
Exons: 17
Coding region: 36-2240 (734 amino acids)
Biological process (GO): Ras protein signal transduction; positive regulation of GTPase activity
Cellular component (GO): plasma membrane
Molecular function (GO): guanyl-nucleotide exchange factor activity; calcium ion binding
Source: RefSeq, a predicted model, not a curated record